AUGGAUGGGACUGGGAGAGCAGGGGUGCAGCAAUGGAUGGGACUGGGAGAGCAGGGGUGCAGCAAUGGAUGGGACUGGGAGAGCAGGGGUGCAGCCAUGGAUGUGACUGGGAGAGCAGGGGUGCAGCAAUGGAUGGGACUGGGAGAGCAGGGGUGCAGCAAUGGAUGGGACUGGGAGAGCAGGGGUGCAGCAAUGGAUGGGACUGGGAGGGCAAAGGCAGCUAAUAGUAAGUUGGAGCUGCAGAUCAAGGAGUUCUACGAGAUGAGAUCACCGACUCACAAGAAGGACCUCACCUCUGUGAGGACCCAGUAUGAGGGCAUGAUAAUGAAGAACCAGAGAGAUGCUGCCAAGUGGUUUGAGAGCAAGGUGGAGGUGCUUCAGAACCAGAUCACCACCAGCACCACAGAGGUGAAUACCUCUCAAUCUCAGGUGACCGACCUGAAGAGGACCUUCCAGAGCCUGGAGAUUGAACUACAUGGCCUGCUCACUCAGAAGGGGUACCUGGAGCAGAGCGUCGUUGAUAUAAACGGCCGCCACGGCUCCCAGCUGAGCCAGCUGCAGGAGGAGCUGCAGCAGCUCAACGUCAGCAUCCAGCAGGCCUCUGAGUACCAGAUCCUCCUGGACAUCAAGAUGAGGCUGGAGAUGGAGAUCGCUGAGUACAGGAGGCUGCUGGAUGGAGAGGGACUCAGUAGGCAUGUGGAGACCAGACAGGAGAUCAGGAAGGUGAUCGUGGUCGAGAAGGUCCAGGAAGUACAACAAAUCCAGGAAGUGGUGGAAGAGUAUAAUCCACACAUGCAGAAGCGGGUGAGGGUGAUCGUGGAGGAGAUGGUGGAUGGGAAGAUGGUGUCCACCUCAGUAGAUGAGAAGGUCCAGGAUAUGAACUAACUGAGAAGGCCAGAUAGUUCCGGAAUCUGGUGAAGCGUUAACGGACCACCCAUACCCCUGGACCACCCAUA
This is a messenger RNA of Oncorhynchus gorbuscha (pink salmon), 956 nucleotides long. RefSeq names its product keratin, type I cytoskeletal 47 kDa-like. Gene Ontology annotation, molecular function: structural molecule activity. The coding region runs from base 1 to 885 and encodes 294 amino acids. The record is from RefSeq and is a predicted model, not a curated record. The transcript has 8 exons. Lineage: Eukaryota; Metazoa; Chordata; Actinopteri; Salmoniformes; Salmonidae.